Colletotrichum phormii is the source of this 631-nucleotide messenger RNA. RefSeq lists its product as uncharacterized. The record is from RefSeq and is a predicted model, not a curated record. The transcript has a single exon. Lineage: Eukaryota; Fungi; Ascomycota; Sordariomycetes; Glomerellales; Glomerellaceae. The coding region runs from base 173 to 571 and encodes 132 amino acids.
CUGGAGGUCCCUUCCAGCCCACGUGUGGCCAAGACCGGCGCGCAUUAGUCCACUUUCAUGAUCGAUGUGUGUUCCAUGGAGGCGGUAAAGGGAAUAGGGAUAGGCUGUGUUGGCAAGGCAGGGCGUAAGGAGGCGAGAAGUGGGAAGCAGGCCUGGAAAGGCUGGGUUGGUGAUGCAGCAUUUUGGAGACCAGCCUACCAGGGACCCCAUCGUGUUGGUCCUCCUGCUUGUUCGGGCAUCGCGAGCUUCACAUAAGUACCGGGCUAAGGUUAACUUGGAGCGUCGAUCUAGACUGCGGAGGGCCUUUUGCAGACGCUCAUUGGCUCACAAGAUCCGAGUUGCACAGCUUUGCAAUCAGACAUUACCAUGCCGAUAUCCGGGCGCGAGAGAAAGAGAGGCAGAAAGAGAGAGAGAGAGCGGGAAAUAUCUGCGUGUGAUGGACCAGGGGGGUCCGGAUACAACCUGCAUGUUCAGACGACGCGGGUUGACUGACAAAUGUCAUCUCCCCAUUGCUCACCCGUGUCACCACAGCUCAGCUGAUUGUUCAGAUGUUUUGUCUCCAACAAGUUGAGGCGGAAACGGGGGCGCAUUGAAGUUGGAAUACACCUGCAUUAGUGCCGAGGUGGGAAAU